This is a messenger RNA of Aspergillus tanneri, 1785 nucleotides long. It is a transcript of the gene WHI3, whose product is annotated as RNA-binding protein. The transcript has a single exon. The coding region runs from base 1 to 1785 and encodes 594 amino acids. Gene Ontology annotation, molecular function: mRNA binding. Lineage: Eukaryota; Fungi; Ascomycota; Eurotiomycetes; Eurotiales; Aspergillaceae. The record is from RefSeq and is a predicted model, not a curated record.
AUGAGUGGCAGCUCGAAUCAAUCGACCCGUACGAGUCCAGGCUCCUAUAGUACAACCCAGCGCACGCCUUCCGUGUCGUCGGGCGCGUCGCCUCCGCACCAGUCGCUCCCAAACUCCCAGGUGCCCUCGACGGCUCAGAAUGCGAUGCCGACCGACGUGUACAGUCCUUCCGCGUCGCAAGCGCCAACGUCGCUAGGUUCUUCAUUUCACUAUCCAUUUUCGUCUAUUGGCGCGUCGACACUUGACAGCGUUCCACCCGCCACCACCAUGCGCCUAAGCGAUUCCGACAGGUCGCCGCAGAGCCUCAGCAGCUUCGUCCGACCGAACAGCGGCGGCGCAAUCCUGAUGCGAAAUCUUCCGAAUAACACCAGUCGCGAGGCCCUGCGCAGCAUGCUGCUUUUUGCGAAAGACCUCGUUGAUGUCGACUUCGAGCCCGUCGGCCUUCCUAAUGAAAACGGGUAUGUGAGUGCGAUCGCGCGUUUCCGCACCGUCAGUGCCGCGGAGGAGGCACGCGCUCUACUCCAUGGCAAGCCAAACUCAAACAACGAUGCCAACAUGAUCGUGGAGAUGUACAACGGCCCUAUCGGUCCAUCCCUGGUACCCAGACGCAGCACUAUCGACCACACCGCGACGCCGUCUCUCCUGGGGUCAGCCCCAUCCAAUGGCCCCUUGGGGCGGUCGCGUUUCAACGGGACUUUCCAAAGUAUGGAGAAACUGUCUGGUACGAACCCACCGUCGACCAACGAUGGCCUCCCUCCUUCUGAGGCGGGAUCCCGAAUGCAUAAUCUCUUCUCACCCCAGUCGCCGAUCGGGAAUGGCGUCCAUGACCUUCCGCGCAUUAGUGGCAAAUCGAUGAUUGACCAGGAUGUGGAUGAAGACACAGGCGAGUUACUGAAAGAUCCCGUGGGCUAUGCCGAGAAUGGACACUCCAGUUCUGUCUCCCUCCCUCGCCGGUCCACCAACCCUCAAUUCCCUACUAGCCAAUUUGCAAAUCUUUCUCUUGCGUCGAAUAUGUCUUCUCCACCGCUGUCCAAUUACACCCCUGGUGGGAACGUUCACAUGGGACUUCCAAACCACGCCGCCGCCUUCUCUCAACAGUCAAUGGCCAACAAUCUGGGAAACACUCAUGCUCACCCUUAUCCGCAUCCGCAUACGGCCCGGCAUAGUCUUCCGGCUGCGAACCCGAAUGAUAUGAACCCACCUUGCAAUACCUUAUACGUUGGCAAUCUACCGCCGGAUGCGUCGGAAGAGGAGCUAAAAGCUCUCUUUUCCAAACAACGCGGCUACAAACGCCUUUGCUUCCGAAACAAGCAAAAUGGGCCAAUGUGUUUUGUCGAAUUCGAGGAUGUGGGCACGGCAGGCAAAGCGCUGAACGAAUUGUACGGCUACAAACUUUCCAACAGCGCUAAAACCGGGAUCCGUUUGAGCUUCUCGAAAAACCCCCUAGGGGUCCGGUCGGGUCAACCAGGUUCCAACACUGCCGCGAAUGGCGCGGCAUCGACAACAGUGGUGCAUGGAGGCAACAGUCUCGGCGGGAUGCAUAACCAUAUAUUCUCGACAGUGAGCGGACCACCUCCUGGACUCGCCCCACCAAAUUUUAUUCCACCGGUGCAGAUGCGUAAUGGAGCCGUCCACCCAAUGGCUAACAAUGCCCCAUUCCAUCCGAACACAGGCUUGGGCAUUCGGGCGCAUGCCAUGAACCCGCUGUCUUCCCCUCCACCGCCUAAUGGCGGGGGAACCAGCACCGCUUCUGGUUAUUUUCCUGACUAUAUGAUGGGCCGUUAA